UUUAGUUUGUAAUGGCGGGACACGGAGCUUUCACUUUAUCCCUGAUAAUGUUUCAGUAGUGGCAUAAUUCUGCGUUUGCCAGCAUUUGUUAGACUAUCUACACUCGGCUGACUCGUUCGGGUUUAUCUAAAGUCUUAAAUUGAGAUUUUUACAGUUGGAAGUUGAACGUUUAUAUUCGUUAAAAUGAGUUCCAUGGAGAGCUCACUGGUAAAAGACAACCCUCUGCUUUUGCCUCUCAACAAGGAGAAGACGAUCUACGAUGGAUUCAUCACUGUCCAGGAAAGAGACUUCAGAAUGAGAAUACAACUACCAGCAGAUCGCCAGCUUAAGCAGGCCAAGCUGCACUGCUGCUGGCAGCUAAAACACCUGUUGCGUGGAUAUGAGCACAUAGUGAAGCAGAGGCUGCAGCAGUCGCUCGAUCUCGUCGGUUUCGUUCUGGAGCUGAAGACCGUCUUGGAAGUGUGUCUGAAGAGUCGCCCCGAGUGUCACUCCAUCCCACCACCACAGUAUUACUCUCAGCUGAUCUCUGAGAUGGAGAUUCUUGGAUGGGACAAGUUGCUCUCCAUAGACGCCGAGUUCCGAACGCUGAGGCUGAAAGCGGAGGACUCCUCUGCGAGGCCGCACACUCUCACCAUCAAACUCCAGUCCAAGCAUCCUGCAGAGGCUCCUGAAUGUUCAGCAGACCUGCCCGUCCCCCUGGUCCUAACCUGGACAGCUCAGAGCACCCUGGAGCAGCUCCACAGUCAGUUCCUGCUGGUCCUAGAGUCCCUGACAGAGUUCUGGGACGUCCUGGACGAGAUUGACGGCAAGACCUGGAUUCUUGAGCCAGAAAAACCCAGCCGGUCCGACACCAUGAGGCGAAUCGCCAUCGGAAACAACGUAUCCAUCAAAGUGGAGGUGGAUCCCAGGCACCCAAAGAUGCUGCCAGAGUGCUGCCUGCUGGGAGCAGAGCAUGCGUGGGAAAUCCUGUCUUCAGCACAAUGCAGCCAUCAGGACGCUGCGAGAGCAACGUUAAGCUCCUUCCGCGAUGUUACAGCGGUGGCUCCACUGAGGAAUAAGCUCAACGCCAACAUGCACAUGUGGAACCCGGACUCCAGCGUCUUGCACAACCUCCGGGAUGUUUUGGAGAUCGAAUUCCCGUCACCUGCCACCCACGAAAAAUCUAGUUUCAGCGUAGAGUGCGGCAUUUGUUACUCCUAUCGUCUGGAAGCUGCCAUCCCCGACCAGGUGUGUAACGACCCUCGCUGUGGACAACCCUUCCACCAGACCUGUCUCUAUGAGUGGCUCCGGGCGCUUCCCUCCAGCAGACAGAGCUUCAGCAUCGUUUUUGGAGAGUGUCCGUACUGCAGCAAGGUACGUCUCUUAAUCAGCGACGCUUUGGUUUGUGAUUCGAUCUUUUUCUUUGGACCUCGGAGCAUUUAAUAGAACCAUCUCUUCUCCUUCUGUUUCAGCCCAUCACGGUGAAGAUGGCGGCUCAGAGGUCCUGAG
Mugil cephalus (flathead mullet) is the source of this 1488-nucleotide messenger RNA. It is a transcript of the gene fancl, whose product is annotated as FA complementation group L. The transcript has 14 exons. Gene Ontology annotation, cellular component: Fanconi anaemia nuclear complex; nucleus. The coding region runs from base 184 to 1422 and encodes 412 amino acids. Lineage: Eukaryota; Metazoa; Chordata; Actinopteri; Mugiliformes; Mugilidae. Gene Ontology annotation, biological process: protein monoubiquitination; interstrand cross-link repair. Gene Ontology annotation, molecular function: ubiquitin protein ligase activity. The record is from RefSeq and is a predicted model, not a curated record.